AUGGACUCAGAUGACUCCUCUUGCGUGAGACAACUUCCUACCGGCAAGAAACGGAUUCCGGUACGAUGUGACGGGAAACGACCCUGCUCGAGGUGCAAGCGAUCAUGCAAGCAAUGUAUCUUCUACGAAGCCCCUAAAGAUCCCACCACUGAGAGACUGGAGAACGUCGAAUCUGAAGUCCAGCGUCUCCGUGCACAGAUAGAGGCCAUGGGCGAGCUUCUUCUCAUGGAACAGCAUCGUGCAUACCCCGCCGAAGCAGCUUUCCCGGUUCCGAUUCAUACGGUUUCUGAUCCAGGAGGCAUGCCCAUGCUUUUCGCUGCGGCGACUUCUGCGCUCGAUCCCGACAGGGGAUCCGAGUUUCAUCCACAACGAGGACUGUCUGCUUCGUCGCAGAUUCCAUCAGCGAUGGACACGGAGACAGCUCGUCCAUUCAAGCGGAAGCGCCCUGGCUUUGAGGUUAAGGAAGAGCCCAUCUUGGACUUCAUAUCCAAGGGCUUAAUGACUGCUGAUCAAGCGGUAGCUUGUUUCAGAACGUUCUUCCAGGGCUGCGAUAGGUACAUCCCCAUCUUCGACCCGGAGGUCGACACCUUCACCUCGGUGCGCUCUCGCAGCAGCAUACUGCUGAACGCGCUUUGCACGAUUGGCAGCCGCGUGGAAAUGACCAAAGCGACGGGCCCCGCAUCUCAAGUUCCCGAUCUGCUGCAUGCCGAACUCAAGAAAUGCAUUGGCAUUGUGAUCCAAAACAAGAACCUGAACCGCCUGGAGUCGGUACAGGCGCUUCUGAUCGUCGCGUGCUACACCGCCGAACGCUCGCUGAUUCUAUCAUUUGCUGCCAGAAUGGCGUUGGACCUUGGUCUGGACGAAGCGUUCGAAGAGCUGAUUCAGCUACUAACAUUAAAGAGGACCAAUGACACGUCGAGAAGUACCGGUGAUAGCAUGGAAGCACAGGUGCGCUGUUUGGUGCAGAAGUCCAGGACAUGGUUUGGGCUCCUGGUACUGGAUCAUAUAUUCCACGUUGACGGUGGCAAGCCACCUGGGAUACGAAUGAUGGGGAAUGCUCAGCGAUGCCGGAUCCUGCUGCACCAUCCUUCGUCGACGGUAUUAGAUAUGCGUCUUUUCUCUCAGGUUGAGUUGAAUGUUAUUCGAGCCAACAUCAACGACACACUAGACGUCCGAGACCGUCUAACUCGAGAAGCAAUCGCCGAGUUUGUACACGAGGCCAAGGUCGAUCUUGAUCUCUGGUUUGAUGAUUGGCAGCGCAUCAUCGUCAACUCCCCGCCAGCCCAAGAAGAACGGCCAUUCCUCCUGGCCGCGCUGAGUGUCCAACACUGCUGGGCCGAGCUCAUCCUCCACUGCAAAGCGCUGCGCUCCAUGGGCGUGGAGAACGUAGCAGCCAUCACCCCCCUAGAGCGCAACAUCCUUCACCUCGCCAAAUCCGCCGCCCGCCAACACCUCCGCCUCAUCAGCCUCGAGCCCGCCUUCUACCUCGCCAAGCUCAAAUACGCCAUGGACUUCGUCUGGGCCAAAUGCGCCUUCUGCUUCCUGCUGCUGCUGAAACUCUCCCGCCUGCUCCCCGAGCCGCGGGACGAGCACCAGGAGCUGCUGGAGCUCGGAAACAAGCUCCUGUGGGAGUUGACCCGGUCGGCUGAGGGCGGGGAGACAUCGGCUGGUCUGGCAUCAGCAUCAGCAACAGGUGCAGGGAUGGGGAAUGUCUACAUGCAUAUCCUUCGCUUAAGCAUCGAGAAGUACAGCCGUAUAUUUCAGGGACAGGAGCGGGAACGAGCGGGGGUUUUUGGUGGAGAGCACAGCGGCGGCGGCAGCAGCAGUAACAGCAACAGCACCGCCGCCGAACAAACCACUUCUUACUUCUGGGAUCUGUUCGAUGCGCAGGUUGAUCUGCAGUCGUUCGUUCCCGAGCAGUUCGUGCGUGACUGGGAUUUCCCCGGGCUGAACCUGUUCUAUUUCCCGACGGCGUGGCAGGAUUUCUUUGGGGACUUUUCGUUGGGGUUUGGAAGCUGA
Aspergillus japonicus CBS 114.51 is the source of this 2019-nucleotide messenger RNA. RefSeq names its product putative C6 transcription factor. Gene Ontology annotation, biological process: regulation of DNA-templated transcription. The coding region runs from base 1 to 2019 and encodes 672 amino acids. The record is from RefSeq and is a predicted model, not a curated record. Lineage: Eukaryota; Fungi; Ascomycota; Eurotiomycetes; Eurotiales; Aspergillaceae. Gene Ontology annotation, cellular component: nucleus. Gene Ontology annotation, molecular function: DNA-binding transcription factor activity, RNA polymerase II-specific; zinc ion binding; transcription cis-regulatory region binding. The transcript has 16 exons.